Molecule: messenger RNA, 1155 nt
Organism: Neomonachus schauinslandi (Hawaiian monk seal)
Lineage: Eukaryota; Metazoa; Chordata; Mammalia; Carnivora; Phocidae
Gene: EEF1AKMT2
Product: EEF1A lysine methyltransferase 2
Exons: 6
Coding region: 22-759 (245 amino acids)
Biological process (GO): peptidyl-lysine dimethylation; peptidyl-lysine monomethylation
Cellular component (GO): cytoplasm
Molecular function (GO): protein-lysine N-methyltransferase activity
Source: RefSeq, a predicted model, not a curated record
CCCUCCGGGGCGCGGAGCGGGAUGAACUCGGGCGCCGGCGGUAGCGGCUGCAGCGGCGGCGGCGGUGACAGGGACGGCACUGGGGCCGCGGAGCGGUCCCGAAGGGGCAGUCCCGGAGAGGAUGGCUUCGCCCCGUCGGCGCUGGGGACCCGAGAGCAUUGGGAUGCUGUCUAUGAGAGAGAGCUGCAAACUUUUCAAGAAUAUGGAGAUACAGGAGAAAUCUGGUUUGGAGAAGAGAGUAUGAAUCGGCUAAUAAGGUGGAUGCAAAAACGCAAGAUUCCAUUGGAUGCUUCAGUGCUUGAUAUUGGAACUGGAAAUGGUGUUUUCUUGGUUGAACUUGCAAAAUUUGGUUUCUCUAAUAUUACUGGAAUUGAUUACUCUCCUUCUGCAAUACAGCUUUCUGGAAGUAUUAUAGAGAAAGAGGGUUUAUCUAACAUUAAGUUGAAGGUAGAAGACUUUUUGAAUCUUUCCACAAAGCUGUCUGGAUUUCAUAUUUGUAUUGACAAAGGGACUUUUGAUGCCAUAAGCCUUAAUCCUGACAAUGCGAUUGAGAAGAGGAAGCAGUAUGUGAAGUCCCUCUCUGGGGCGUUGAACGUGAAAGGCUUUUUUCUAAUAACCUCGUGUAAUUGGACCAAGGAAGAGUUGCUAGAUGAAUUCAGUGAAGGAUUUGAACUUUUCGAAGAGCUGCCAACACCCACGUUCAGCUUUGGAGGCAGAUCUGGAAACAGUGUAACAGCAUUGGUUUUCCAGAAAACGUGAGACUUUUCACUGGACAAAUUCAGUUAGCUUUGUUAAGAAGCUCCACAUCAAAGUUAACCUGACACAGAAAUGCAAGUGCAAAUAAAUGCUUAGUAAGUACACAGGAUGCACAUGUUGAAUAGAUGUAAUGGGUUGGUAAGAAUAUGAACAUGUGAGCGGUUGAGUUUUAGAGACCAACCAAGAAUCAUUUUAAAGUUUUCUUUUGUAUUUGAAAUGUAAAUAUUUUUCUCUUCGAUUAAAAAAAAUUUCCUGUAACUGCUAAAUAGUCAAAAACUUUAAAGCAGUAAAUGAAUUUAUAGAAAGCAUGUAUUCUUGGUUUUUGUGCUUUGGUAAAGUUGAAUGGAAUAUAGCUGCUCGUUAAGAUUUGACGAAACUACUCCAGGGCCAGAAUAAUAA